CGAUUGGUUACGGGGAGGGGUGGGGGGAGAGUCAGGGAGGCUCUGUCCCCGCCUUCUGUGUUUGGGGUUAAAGGUUAGUGAUGGAGUAACCUAGCAACAGAGACACGCUGGAAAGAGACUGGACGGGAGGCGGCGGCGGCGGCGGCUUUGAUGUAAAUUUUGUGAAAGAAGAGCAUGCAGCUGAAGCACCGGGGGGAUCUAGUUGUUGUUUGAUUGAGAUGUCCUCUGUGGCUCGACCCAUAUAGAAGAUUUUUGCUCCCUUUCACCUUAGAACACUCAACGUGUAAGCAUUUGGCUGAGAACAUGGCAACGGAGGUGGCUACCAUGCUUCAGUUGCCAUAUGAGUCUACAGAUUCAAGCAGCAAGUCCUCAGUGGGACACAAUCAGACUCCAAAAAAGUCAGCCAUCAAAACAAGCCCACUAAAGCUCUUGGAUCCAGGUCGUUCAAAACUUACCACUGCUGAGACCAAGAGGAUCAUAUCUGUUUUGGAUGAGGCCAUCUUUAAGAUAGAAUUGAUCAGUCUGAUCUCUCACAUUACUGAAUUUCUGGAUGGCUUAAGCACUAUACUGGGAUCUGAGCUUCUGGGUUCCCUUAAGGAGCAUGAGCGGCUUUCAAACAACAUGGUAGCUCUACUUACCCAGCUUCAAAGAGAAGGGCUCCUGAAGCAGGAAGAUGGAAGAGGGGACCUUGUAGGAACUGAGGAACAAAUCCGCCAUCUUCAAUUGCACCAGCAAGCUGUAAAAAGCUCUAUCAGAAAUAUUCUGAGACUCUUUCAGGCUGACCCUCUAGCUUCUCAAGCCAUGAGAGAUGAGGCCUAUGCUAGGGAUUUAUCAUCUGAAUUAUUUAUCAAAGGCCUUUCAGAGUUCCGGGGCUUCUUGUUUGAGAAACUCCUGACUAGUCCCUUAGAAGAACAAGAAAAGAUUCAAUUCAUGGAAGAAAUCUCCCUCCGGGAUAAGAAAAACACUGAAACCAUCGCAGCUUUAGAGGCAGAACUUGCAACGGCAAUCCAGAGUCGAGACGAUGAGAUUAUGAAAAAGAAUGCUGCAAUCAGGGAUCUCAAAAGCCACUUACUUCAUCUGGAGAAGUUCUCUGAAAGCCACAUCCAGCGCACCAAGCAGGAAGCAGAGAAACUCCAAAAAGGGGAGCUGCGAAUUUCCCAGGCAAAGUGUGCCAAGAUACAGCAGGAUAUACAGCAGCUAAGAGCACAGCUCAAUGUUCUCAUCAUAGACAAUCGAGACUCAGAGCUGGCUCUCAGAAAGGUACCGAGGGAGGGGAGUUCUAGAGAAGCAAGCAGACCUGUUAAAGUGCUAAGAAGUACAAAGUGGAGAUGGAAAUCGAGAACUGGAUCCAGAAAUAUGAUGCUGACAUGGGAGAAAAACAGACUGAGUAUGAGGAAGUCGAUGCUGUCUAUACUGAAGAGAAGGCCCAGCUGGCUCAGCUGAAGGAGAAGUACGCCGUGCUUGAACAAGAGUAUUCCCAGAUCAAGGAGGAGAGGAGGCAAUCCCAAGAGAAGAAGGAAAGAGCUGAGAGGGAACUGGCUAUCAUGGUCCGUGCUGCCACCCACAUUCAGGCCUUCUGGAAGGGCUACUUGGUUAGGUCACUGUUAAAGUCAAAGAGAAAGAAGAAGGGCAAAGGCAAGAAGGGCAAGAAAUAAAUUAGUUCCAACCUUUCCCCUUGCUCUCUCUUCCCAACAUUGCAGAUAUUUCCCCUUGGACCUCAGCUAUCUAGGAUGUCUUCACUUCAACCAACCAAAUAACCGCUCCAGGAGGUCUAUGGUUUUUAUAUACACAAAUUUGGCAUGUAAAAGUGAUUCUAUCAUAAAUAAAUGUCAGCCAACAUGUCAGA
Molecule: messenger RNA, 1846 nt
Organism: Chrysemys picta bellii (western painted turtle)
Lineage: Eukaryota; Metazoa; Chordata; Testudines; Emydidae
Source: RefSeq, a predicted model, not a curated record